This is a messenger RNA of Trichoderma harzianum CBS 226.95, 342 nucleotides long. RefSeq lists its product as hypothetical. NCBI's taxonomy places the organism in Eukaryota, Fungi, Ascomycota, Sordariomycetes, Hypocreales, Hypocreaceae. Gene Ontology annotation, cellular component: cytoplasm. Bases 35 to 211 code for a protein of 58 amino acids. Gene Ontology annotation, molecular function: glutathione transferase activity; glutathione binding. The transcript has 2 exons. The record is from RefSeq and is a predicted model, not a curated record.
CUUGUUGAACAAGAGACUUACGGCUCAACAAUUCAUGGCAGGAGACAAAUUGACGGUGGUCGAUCUGUUCUUUGUCCCGUACAUGCACCAUCUGGUUAGAACCGUCUAUCCAACCUUAUUAGACUCUCGGCCUCAUCUGAGUGCAUGGUGGGGAAGAAUAACCAGUCGCGAAUCAUACAAACAUUUAUUCGACGACUCAAAGGGGAACUGAGGACGGUUUACCUAUCGCUACGCGAAAUGCCUUUAUCAUCCUGAUUUGUGGGAUCACAUACCUUCAUAUUCUUUGAGCGUUUAGUGGCGGCAGCGCCUUUCCUUGUCUAUUUACUACUCUUUUGCCUAUUC